This is a messenger RNA of Bursaphelenchus xylophilus (pine wood nematode), 723 nucleotides long. The record is from the annotation of a GenBank genome assembly. Lineage: Eukaryota; Metazoa; Nematoda; Chromadorea; Rhabditida; Aphelenchoididae.
AUGGCUGUGGAUGCGCGAGCUGAGAUUGACGAGCAGCUAAAGACUUAUGGGCAAACUGUGUACUUCGUGAGCUUCAGAAAAGGUCCUCAAGAACCAAAGGUAAGUUGCAUUUUCAAUCCGCUUUGCUUUAUUUUUUUUGGCUACCUUAGUUUAGAUACCUCUGUAAUAAGUCUGUUAUUUUUUGCAGGAAAAAUAUGACUCGUACCAGGAAUUUUUGACCAAGUCGAUGGAGAGAAUGAAGAUUCUCGAUAAAUUCUCUGAAAAUUUAUGCAAAGAAGCGCUGGAGCGACGAAGAGUAGCGAGAAAACUUGUUGUAGACGAGGAUUUGGACUCGCCACACCCGGAAAAGCUGUUUUCCAAGAAGAAUAAGCCAGUGAUUCCAAGAUCAAAGUGAGUUUUAUGUUCCUUACUUUCUGUUUUGUCUUUAGAUUACACGCUUGUCUUAAAUUUAGGUGGAUGAUAUGAGGAAUUAUCGAUUUUACUUUAGAUUGUAUCAAGAAAUGCGAGUAAAUUGUCUGAACAAGCCCUGCUCCGCGAAGAUGGCUCAAGAACAACUGCGAAUCCGACGAUUGCUGGCCAGCACCUACAAUUCCUUUGCGGUAUAUGUUCUUCCGCCUCUUAUUGUUCUCUGUUUAGAAAAAGCGGGGGUUUGACUUCACCAAGCGGAAGCCGGAGGGCACCUUUCCAAUCCUCUCGCGACGUCAGAUACGCACGCGGAAUUGA